Anopheles cruzii is the source of this 594-nucleotide messenger RNA. Its product is annotated as peritrophin-1-like. Lineage: Eukaryota; Metazoa; Arthropoda; Insecta; Diptera; Culicidae. The transcript is spliced from 2 exons. Gene Ontology annotation, cellular component: extracellular region. The record is from RefSeq and is a predicted model, not a curated record. Gene Ontology annotation, molecular function: chitin binding. Bases 1 to 594 code for a protein of 197 amino acids.
AUGAAAGCUCUGCAGGAUACGCUACUGCUGCUCGCCUUGUCGAUGGUGGCCGUUGAUGCCGCGGUGACGGCCGUGCGCGAUGCCCGCUGCCCACGUGUAGACGAUCUGGAGAGGACCGUCCAUCUGGCCCAUCCGACCGACUGCAACCGGUUUCUGGUGUGUGCGUCCGGUAUGGCGUUCGAGAUGCGUUGCCCCGACGGUCUGGAGUACGAUCUGGAGCAGCUGAGCUGCGAUUACGACUACCUGGUGCGUUGCGCAACGGACGGGCGGAAGCAGAUUCAGCAGGCCAACCAAAUCGUGCAACCGUCGGGCGAGCCGGUGUUCAAUCGGCCCAGCUGGGAGGACCGGGAGGCUCCCCGGGUGGAGGUACCGAAGCCACAGUACAAACCGGCGGUCAGCGUCGUGGACGCGCGCUGCCCUCGCACCGACGAUCCGAUGAAACCGAUCCACCUGCCCCGCACCGGCAGCUGUGCCAAGUUCAUGAAGUGCUUCGGAGGCCGAGCCUACGAGAUGGACUGCCCGGCCGGUCUUGAGUUCGACGUGAAGGAAGGGCGCUGCGAGUAUCCCGCGGAAGGCGGCUGUGGUCGCAUGUAA